Messenger RNA from Macrosteles quadrilineatus (aster leafhopper), 4440 nucleotides. Its product is annotated as zinc finger protein 629-like. Gene Ontology annotation, biological process: regulation of transcription by RNA polymerase II. Bases 235 to 1986 code for a protein of 583 amino acids. Gene Ontology annotation, cellular component: nucleus. NCBI's taxonomy places the organism in Eukaryota, Metazoa, Arthropoda, Insecta, Hemiptera, Cicadellidae. The transcript has 10 exons. Gene Ontology annotation, molecular function: DNA-binding transcription factor activity; zinc ion binding; RNA polymerase II cis-regulatory region sequence-specific DNA binding. The record is from RefSeq and is a predicted model, not a curated record.
AGAAGAGAAAGACAAUGUUCAGAGAUUCAGUGAGGGACAGAAAAUUCCGUUUCCUCCUUGGUGUUUAGUGUUAGUGAAAUGAUUAUGCUAAUUUUAUUUAUAUGGUAACCAUCCGUAUGCAAAGAGUAGCCUAGCCUAUGAAUCCUGUUGUUAAUAGCCGUUAAUCUAGGGAGUUUCCUGGAUCUCGUUAUAGGCUAGCUUAAUACAUUAACUUAGUACUGUAUUAACUAAAUCAUGUCAGGUUACCGAAGGGUAAACUACUAUGAACUAUGUCGCCUGUGUGUAUCAAGUGAAGGUGCUAAAAUGCACAUUUUUAGAGAAGAGGGAAGGAGAAGACAGUUGCCAUCAAAAAUUCAAAUGUGUCUACCACUGCAGGUGCAGGAAGAUGAUUCUUUGCCAAAAAUUAUUUGCAACCAGUGUGUUGAAAAACUAGAAAGUUUUUUUGACUUUCGGAAAUCCUGUGUGAAUGCAGAAGCAAUGCUUGAGAGUUAUUUCACGUCAUCAAGAUAUUCUCCUGAGUUCAUAAGAGAAGGAAAGGUAUACGUCAAAGCUGAAAGCCCUCCGAAAAAGAAGAGCCAAGCAGAAGAAGCACUGAAGGUGCCGAAUGUGUCAGGGCCAGUGAGUGUGGAUAGUAUCAGCAGUUUGGUCCAGGCUGGCAGCAUCCAGAUCAUCAGUCCUGCUGAGUCUGAGCCUCCGCGGCUGUCUCAGUACAAGUGUACCCUAGAUAUGCAGCCAAACUCCAUGGCGCAGGUGGUGGAAUCGCCGUCUGUGAGUUAUGCUUAUCAUACCAACACCAAUGUAGCCACUACCAACACCUCACCUGGUGUUACACUGCUGAAGACUGAGGACAGCACACAAACUGACAACCACCGCUCGGAAAACACACAUAUUCAUGAUCAUAUGGAUCAAGGAACCACAACAUACUACGUCAGAGUGCCUAACACAGUUGAGCAGAACAGUUCUCCGGGACACAGUGAAAACAGUGAGGUGGUGGAAGGGGAAACAAUCCAUCAGACCAUCACCUUCGCUCCUAACCAUGGACAGGAUAUGCUCGUUCACUUUGGCUUCAACAACAAAGAUAACAAGGACCAGAACAAUACAGCUACCAUCAUCCGAACUGAUGAGCGCGAGUCCAUAGCCCAGAUCGGGGAGUUUCUCCGAAUGAAGACGGUGGUGGUGGAGGAAGAAGUGGCGGACAGUUCGAUGUGUGACCAGUGUGGCAAACACCUAGAGACUGCGGAGCAACAAGCGAACCACGCAAUGAACUGCUCUGCCCAUGACAACAAGGACGCAGCCGGACACUAUGCCUGUGACAUCUGUGGCAAACCUUUCAAGCGAAAGGAACAUCUGUUCCAGCAUCGGAAACUACAUACGGGUGAGAGGCCGUACUCUUGUACAACUUGUGGGAAGUCAUUCAGUCGCAAGGAGCAUCUUGUACGACACUCAGUGUCUCACACUGGACAGAAGACGCACGCUUGUGACAUGUGCAGCAAAUCUUUCUCGAGAAAGGACAAUUUGCGCAAACACCGCAAGACUCACGGGAUUGCUGGACCUUACGUUUGUGAGAUCUGUCACAAGUCUUUUGUUGUAAAGCACUAUUACCUGAUGCACAAAGCCACCCACGCGACGUCAGAAACACCUGAGGAACCGAUUGAGGCUCCACCAUUCCGCUGUGAUGUCUGUCAUAAAGGUUUCUCUACCAAGCAGUAUUUGAUCUCCCACAAGAUGCUCCACAAUCGCAAGUCAGUUGUUAACGGCGAUAACACGUCUGGACAGGAACACCAGAGUCACAGUGAGUCUGACGAGCCACAAGAGGCAAUCACACUGUCCACGGUGAACGCUGCAGCCAUCUUGCCUCCCAAUGUGAUCCACAACGGGACCACCACGCCGGUGUUUCAAGUGACGUCGGGAAACACGACGUACUUGGCGACUGCUGCCACCACUCAGAUGCUGGAGAACUACAGACGGCUCCACGCCUCCUCGUGACCCCCCACCUCACGGUAAACUCAAUACCAAAGGUUGUGUUAAGUCCCUGUUACCUAGAAUUACAAGUAGUAAGACUAAUUAUACCGGGGUUGUAUAACAGAUUUAAAAUUCAAAAUACUUAUUAUUUUUCAUGUUUUGUUAAUUUUGAAACCGAAUAAAACAGUAAAUGUUGCGAGUAUUCUUACCUUAGGUGAGAUAGAUAGAUCAUUGUGCAGAUUAAAGCGUAUUUUGCCUGUCGCCAGUUUUUAAGUAUUUUCUGCUUUCCAGAUAGAAACAUAAUAUAUCAUAACACACAUUAUAUGAUGAAAGUAUUAUUUUACCUUGGAAUCAAAUUCCAACCCAGUUAAAAAUUUAUAAAACCCACCUCCAAAAAAUUAAGUGAAUCAAAUCAACAUAAUCAUAUCAGUAUUAAUAAUUAGUUUGUUAAGUUCAAGUUUUGGCAUAAACUGUAUCUAUUCUAGGUAUCCAGCAAUUAGUUCUAUGUAUGUAGUAGAAAAUGUAAAAUAAUGUAGUUUGGUGUCAUAUUUUGAGAUUUUUGGGUACAGUUUUGAAUCAAAACGUAAUGAAUUGGGAAAGUGUUGUGUAUUUACAGCAAAAUUGCAAACUUUUGUUAUUAUUCCAGCAUGUUAAUCUAUUCAUUUUUAUUUUUAAGGGUUGCUUAAUGGAUACCGUACUUGUAAUCUCCAAAGACAAUGUUAACAAAAGUUUGUUUUUUAUGUAAGGAGUAGACCUGACUUAGGUGAGUCUUGAAAGUACUCGGAGAUCAAUUCACUCAUUAGGUGGAAAACAAUUGUAGUUUGAAAUAGUGGUAAGUUUAAUGAAACUUACAUAAAGUAAAUUAUUAUUGUUUUACAAUCUUUUUUACCAGGUUAUCACGAUAGUUUUAUUUUUAUGUUAACCAACUUAUUUGUUAAACACAUGGUUGGUUAUUUUUCUACGUUUUUUUUCAUGUUCUUAUCUUGAUAUGGUUUGUAUAUUAGUAUUUUAUUUAUCAUUGAGGCACAUUUAUUUUGUCUGUUAAGCAAAACGAACUUGUAUACUAAUCAUAAUACUAUUUACAUAUUAUGUUAGAAUCUAAAGCUUAACUAGAUUCUAAAUUGACACAUUUAGUGACUUAUCUAACAUAUUUUAGAUUACGUAGACAAGUUAGUCUUGAAAUACUUGAUAUGCGGUUGUUUGAAUUUUGACUGAAAAGGCAAACCUAAAAUAAGGCUAACAAGAAACCAGGUUACCCAAAUCAGAUGUAUUGGCGAAGUGUUUAUCUGAAGUAUAUUUCCACUAUCGGUCAAUAAAUGUGUAAAAUUUUAAGACAAAUUUGUUUAGUUUAUAUAUUUAUUUUUUUUAACAAAUUUUUUAGUUUGGUCUUUUAUAUUUUUUUGGGAAAAACAUUUAGUCUUGCAUAUGAAUGAUAUUAAGUAUGACUUUGAAAUGCAAAACAAGUAGGGGUUGGAAUUUGUACUCACAAAGUCUGAUAAUAAAGGUGGAGUAAGAAUUGUCUCCUCCAAAUUUGUUUAAGGUAAAAUUAAAAUACCCCUGCCACAGCAAACAUAACUAAGCAAAUUUUAAAAUAUUCAUCACGUAUGUUGGUGCGAUCGCCAGAAAUCAUCACAGAUGUUGCCACACUUGCCAGAAAUCAUUACGGAUGUUACUGAUAUCAAAGGGAAAUCAACACAAAUUUUGCCUUGAUAAAAAAAAUAAGAUCACUUAAAUUGCUGCAAUUGGAACAAAUUAGAGUAUAAUGAGUAUAUGGAAUUCACCAAAGGGUUUUUGAAUGUACUUGCAGGUGUUAAGUUUUGCGUAUUUGAGCGUCAAGUUUUGCUUUGUAAAUUUUGAACCUGGAAAACCAGAAAUUGUCCUUAAAUUGUACGAUUUACUCAAUUUUUAACCCAUACAGCCCUGUUCCCUUAGUCCAAUUAUGCUGGUUCGAGAACUCGUUCGAAUAAAUAGUUGUUCAAGAAAACACCACUAUUAUUACUGUUGUAUAACAAAAUUAAUUUUUGUUUAAUGAACUUGCCCAUUUUAUCGAUUCAAGAUCAUUAGUUUGACUAUAAACACCAAUUUAUUUUGUGCCGUUAAAAUUAAGUUGGUAAGACCUGAAUGUCAGGUGAUUGUAUUUGGAACGGUUUAGCUAGUCUUCCCACAAGUUAAACAUUUAAGGAAUAAGUCAUAAUCAUCACUAUAUUUUAUUUUAUAUCAAAAUAAUGCUAGGGUAGUGAGUAGAUUAUUUUGUAAGCUAUAACUUUGUUUUAAAAGUUGAUAACUACAUUUGUAUUGCCUUUAUACCAGUGAAUAUUGGAUAAUUUAUUUUAGUGUACAUAAUGAAGCCAUAAUAAAAGUGUUUAUAUUUUUUCAUUUUAAUAAUUUUUGUGUGUACAAAUAUGAAAGAUAAUAUAUUUUACAUAAUCUUGUAGGCCCAUUGAUGAGUAAUUGUAAAGUAUGAUCUUGUGUGUAAAU